ACAUAGCAGAACAAAUUUUAUCCGUUCGAGUUGUAACAUAAUUUCAUUUAAAAUGAUUUUUUAUUCAAAUCCCAUUUGUUUUAUAAUCAUCACCAACUUGGUUGUUUGCAACGCUUGGAAUUAUUGGACUUCUGCUACAAACUCAAAAAUGUUGGUAGUAAGCAUAGAGCAUGAAAGUGAUCCAGUUUUCCCAAACAGUUUAAAUUACACGGGGUUUGAAGAGAUUUUUGUGCAACAUCCGAAAAUCAACGAACUGACGACGGAAAUGCAAUCGUCGAUUUUGAACAUGAAAGAGCUUACAUUGUGGCAAGGGCAGAUUAGUAGUGUGCAUUUGAUCGCGCAACUUCGUUCGGUUUAUAUAGAAAAUUGUAGUACUACUGAAGUUGUUAUCAAUCCAAACUGGAAUUAUCAAACAGAUUAUUUAGUGAUCAUAUUUGGGAAAUUAGAAAAACUUCCUGCACAUCUAAAUGUUUUGAAAAAUUUGGAGAAACUUUAUCUGCAUGACAACCAAAUUGAAUUCCUUGAUAUGGCCGAUUUCAACGGAUUGAACAAACUUAAGUUAAUUUCAAUAUACGGAAAUAAACUAUCCGAAAUCAGAGCAACGUUGCAGAAUCCAGUGAUUCUUCCUAAUUUGGAGGAAUUCUAUGCAUAUAAUAACCGUCUCAGUGAUAUAAGUUUUGAGCACUGGAAUACUAAAUUGUUGAAUCGAAUAUGGUUGCGUGAAAAUAAACUGCAGAUUGCGCUUUUCUUUCCGAGCGUUUUUCCAGUCUUAAGGGAAGUGACUUUGAAUAACAAUUCAUUUAACUGCGAAUGGCUUACAUCAACUUUUAAAGCAUUAAAGGCCCUAAGCAAUGUCACAAUUUACAGUGAAAGUGAAACUAAAUGUGACAAAAAUGGACCCUCAUUGGAAGAGCUGGUUCGCAGAGUUAAGUUCAAGGAGACACUCGCAACUGUUCCACAUUCGGAAAACAGGCAAAUUGAAAUAGAGUUUAGUCUAAAAACACUAAUGUACAUUGAGUCUCUUAACAAUACCCUAACAUCGAGCAUUGACCAACUGCGAGUGGAAAACCGGUUGUUACACAACACUUACAAAACAUUCGAAGCCAACAUGAGUGAGUUAUCUGCAUCCACUAUGUCAAUGAAGGAGAAUUUUGACACGGAAGUAAGAAACGAGAUAGUGACCAUCAAUUCAGAGUUAAAACUGCUGGCGAAAUCAAUGCAGAUCAAUAAACAGCUUAUAAAUUCGCAUGAGUCGGAAAGCAGUUCAAGUUUGGUUGAAAGAGGUCAGGAAAUGAUGAAACUCAAGCAACAGAUCAAACUUAUCGAGCAAACGCAAAACUACCAGUCGGAGAAACAGCAAUUUCUAGAUGAAAAGUUGGCAUUUGAUACUGCGGCAGAGAUUGAACAAAUAAAACAAAUUUUGGAAGAGUUGCAACAGCAAAUGAAUGCUUCGUCGAUCACCUUGAAUGGUUCCGUUAAUUCUGGAUCUGAUAAGUUGGAAUGCUUGUUGGUGGUACAUGUAGGUAAUGGAGCAAUUUUGCUUAUGAUUUUAAUGAAACACUUAUUGAAUGAUUAACCGAGUAUCAAUUUGUACACGAGGUGUAUCAGCUUGACAACCAGAACAAAAGAGUUGAUUGGUGUGCAUUUAUAUGAAACAAAAAGCUAUCAAUCAUUCUAUUUAAUAGCCUCUUUACGAAAAAUAUAUAA
Culex pipiens pallens (northern house mosquito) is the source of this 1707-nucleotide messenger RNA. Its product is annotated as internalin I-like. The coding region runs from base 53 to 1576 and encodes 507 amino acids. NCBI's taxonomy places the organism in Eukaryota, Metazoa, Arthropoda, Insecta, Diptera, Culicidae. The record is from RefSeq and is a predicted model, not a curated record. The transcript has 2 exons.